This is a messenger RNA of Drosophila mauritiana, 1791 nucleotides long. Its product is annotated as RNA polymerase II degradation factor 1. The record is from RefSeq and is a predicted model, not a curated record. The transcript is spliced from 3 exons. Bases 210 to 1442 code for a protein of 410 amino acids. Lineage: Eukaryota; Metazoa; Arthropoda; Insecta; Diptera; Drosophilidae.
AGCACUGGCCACCAGUUUCCUUGAAGUGGUCGCCGUGUUAACACUGAAGACUGAGCCCGUUGUGUUCACUGCCAUUGUGUUCAGACUGACUAGUGAUAAUUUAGAUUCUUCUUGAGCGGAUUGCGGAUCGUGUGGCCACCAGAGAACUCCAUCAAACUACCUGCCUAGAUUUGGGAAAGUCGAGAAAGGCCCCAUCAACUACUGAAAUAAUGUUCCUCCUCGCGGCCUUUUGUCUGUCCCUGGCGGCAAUGGGCUGUCAGGCCAGGCCUCUGGAGCCGACGGCCCAGCACAUCGUGAUUGUGACUCCGCAGGCGCAGGUUCACCUGGAACCCGCUCUCCGCUAUGUCCACGGACUGUCGCCACUGGCCCGCGUGGCCACUCCGCACCACCAUGAGGAGACGAUUGUGUAUGUGCCUGCUGGAACUGCUGCCCAGGUGGUGCCGGUCGUAGAUGCCGUGGGAUCUGGCCGUGCUGGCGGUGCUCCGGAGACCAAGCAGUGGGAGAACACGGGCGAGAUUGCCAACCAGAUCCAGCAGGUGUCCCAGCAGGGCGUCGAGAUCGUGAGUGGCCAGUUGAGCGAGGCGGCAGCAUCCGCAGCCUCCGCCGGAGCGGGCUUCUUCCCCUCGCUGUUCCCACCAAGUGGGUCCAAGAAGGAGGAGCAGUUGCAGGGCUUGAAGACCGAGAAAAUUGAGCUGAUCGAAACGCCAGCCAAUACUCAGCCAUUGAUUGCCACCGAGGCCAGGCACUUCUACCGUCUGCCCCAGGUCUAUCACACUCCGGUGGUUGAUGUGGUGCAUGGUCCCCUCUACACCUGGCCCAUCUCCACCAUCCGAGCACGCAGCAUCCAGCAGGAACCCGAACCGGCGUUGGCAUCUGCCGAAACUGCUCUAAAGCAGACUCUGAAGGCUGAACCACAGGCUGAGAUCAAGUCGGAACCGCUGGCUGAGAUCAAGCCGGAACCGCUGGCUGAGAUCAAGCCGGAACCACAGGCCUUGUUGAAGGAACAGCCCCUGCUGAAGGAACAGCCCCUGGUAAAGGAACAGCCACUGUUGAAGGAACAACCCGUGCUAAAGGAACAACCCCUGUUGAAGGAACAGCCCGUGGUAAAGGAACAGUCCCUGUUGAAGGAACAGCCCCUGCUAAAGGAACAGGUUUUUGAACAGGCUGCUCAGGACUUGAAGCCCACUAUUCCUGAUGCUAAGGAGCAGAAGAACGGCCGUCAGCUGGAACAGAAAACUAUAGGGAUUGCAGAGGAGAUAUUGAAGCAACAACCCGCCGAAAUUGAGCAGCAGAAGGAGCUGAUCAAGACCAUUCAGACCGAGCUGGUGAAGAAGCCCAUCCAGGCGGAUCCACAGACCAAGAUUCUUCCCGCCGAGGCCAUCCAGACUGAGCAGCCGAAGCAGCAGGAGAUCAUCGCCGAUGCCAUUGUGCCGCAGGCUUAGAGGCUCGGCUGGAACCAGAACUCAUCUUUGAAUCUCAUUCAUCCCUUGGGCAGCUUUGGUUCUACGACUGAUUCUCAUAGCUGGCCCGGCGCAAUGUCGACCGGGUCAUGGGGUUCCCCCUCAUCCACCAUCCAUCCACCCACCAAUCGUACAUAUAAUUACUAACAUACAACACACGCAUCCGCAACAUUUUCCAUUUUCCAGACAUUAAUUAACAGCAGCGAAACGAGAAAGAGACAUUCAUUCAUAAUUAUCAUCACGAAAAGUUCGUAUUCAUCAUCAUCAUUACAUAUUCAUUAACCAUAACAUUGAAAACGUAAAACAGAACAAUAAAAAAGUGAAUGUAAAA